AAUAGCAGACAACAUUCACUUUACAAGUAGACACUUUUUUUAUUUUUUACAAAAACAAAAUAAUUGUUUUAUAAGAUUAAUUAUUUAAAUUUCCAACAAUAAAUUAUCAAGAUUAUCAAUUAUAGAAAAAUGUCAAUCAACGUAUUACGAUGUGGAGUGGUAGGAGGCCGUAAUAUUCAAAAAAUGAAAGAAAUAUCACAUUUUCUAACAAAACAACUCCCAAUGCUAGAUUCAAGAAUUAGAAAUUAUGCAAAGGAAGGUGCUCAAGGUUAUCGUAUGGAGAGGGACACAUUUGGAGAAUUAAAAGUGCCAGCCGAUAAAUAUUAUGGAGCUCAAACUCUCAGAUCGGUUAUGAAUUUCCCAAUUGGUGAUUCGUUUGAACGUAUGCCGUAUGGUGUUAUUGUCGCAAUGGGUAUUUUGAAAAAAGCCGCUGCCGAAGUGAAUAAAGAAUUUGGACUGGAUGCGAAAGUAUCUGAUGCGAUCAGCAAAGCUGCCGACGAUGUGAUUAGUGGAAAAUUAUAUCAUGAUCAUUUUCCAUUGGUAAUUUGGCAAACCGGAUCAGGAACCCAGACGAACAUGAAUACAAAUGAGGUGAUAGCGAAUCGUGCAAUUGAAAUUCUUGGCGGUGAACUUGGUUCGAAAAAUCCUGUUCAUCCAAACGAUCAUGUGAACAUGUCGCAAAGUUCGAAUGAUACUUUCCCAACGGCAAUGCACAUUGCGGUGGCACUCGAAAUCAACAAAAUUCUGUUACCUGGCCUGCAGCAAUUGCACUCAGUCUUAAAAAAGAAGUCCGAGGAAUGGAAAGAUAUUAUCAAAAUUGGAAGAACUCAUACUCAGGAUGCCGUUCCUUUGACACUCGGUCAAGAAUUCUCCGGAUAUGCAACACAAAUUGAAUAUGGAAUUGCAAGAGUUAAGGACACAUUGCCGAGACUUUAUCAAUUGGCUCUGGGAGGAACAGCUGUUGGAACGGGAUUAAAUACUAGGAAAGGAUUUGCGGAAAAAACAGCCGCGAGGAUUGCUGCUUUAACUGGUUAUCCUUUCGUCACUGCCCCGAAUAAAUUUGAGGCUCUCGCAGCUCACGACGCUCUUGUUGAAGUUCAUGGAGCUCUAAAUACUGUUGCUGUUUCUAUCAUGAAGAUUGCCAACGACAUUAGAUUCUUGGGCAGUGGUCCACGAUGUGGUUUGGGUGAAUUAUCACUUCCUGAAAAUGAGCCCGGAAGUUCGAUUAUGCCUGGCAAAGUAAAUCCAACACAAUGUGAAGCAAUCACGAUGGUUUGCGCUCAAGUUAUGGGAAAUAAUGUAGCAACAGCCGUUGGUGGAAGCAAUGGACAUUUUGAACUCAAUGUCUUUAAACCAGUAAUUGUCGCAAAUACUUUGAGAUCAGCUCGAUUAUUGGGAGAUGCAAGUGCUGCAUUCACGAAAAAUUGUGUCGCAGGCAUUGAAGCAAAUAGAGAUAAUAUUGACAAAAUUAUGAAUGAAAGUCUCAUGCUAGUCACUGCCCUUAAUCCACACAUUGGCUACGAUAAGGCGGCGAAAAUUGCCAAACAGGCGCAUAAGGAGAAGCUGACAUUAAAGGAGUCUGCAUUGAAAAAUGGCUUGACUGAAGAACAAUUCAAGCAGUGGGUCAAACCAGAGCAAAUGCUGGGACCCAAAUAAAAUUUCAUUUUUUAAAAAAGGAAUCAUUACUCUAGAACUGUUUAAAAAGGAGUACUCAUUGCUGCAUUCUAACAGAAUUUGUACAUUUGGAAAAUUCAGUGUCGUACUUAUUUUUUCGCAAAUACUUUUUAAUUCGUCGUAAAUUUAAUUGAAACAUUUUCGUAUAUUUUCUUAUUAAUAAAUGAAUUUUUUGUUCCUGUUA
Molecule: messenger RNA, 1858 nt
Organism: Leptopilina heterotoma
Lineage: Eukaryota; Metazoa; Arthropoda; Insecta; Hymenoptera; Figitidae
Product: fumarate hydratase, mitochondrial-like
Exons: 7
Coding region: 130-1656 (508 amino acids)
Biological process (GO): tricarboxylic acid cycle; malate metabolic process; fumarate metabolic process
Cellular component (GO): tricarboxylic acid cycle heteromeric enzyme complex; mitochondrion
Molecular function (GO): fumarate hydratase activity
Source: RefSeq, a predicted model, not a curated record